Molecule: messenger RNA, 1855 nt
Organism: Owenia fusiformis
Lineage: Eukaryota; Metazoa; Annelida; Polychaeta; Sabellida; Oweniidae
Source: the annotation of a GenBank genome assembly
AAUUACAACUUCCGUGAACAAGCAGCGAAACAAGCGUUCUCUAGAAUCUCAUAUCAGAUGACAAAUACUCGGAGGUAGAUCUGACUAGAGGAUUCAAGAUUUGCUGCAGCUUAAAGGAAUCUCACAUAAUCUCUUCAAGAUAUACCAUUGAUAUUAGUAAAGACAGAACCUGUAGGGGAGAACGCAUCUGUAGAAUACAGUACUAUCCAUAAUGACCUGUUGAUCGGAAUACAAGGCUAGAAAAUAUGGACUCUAGUCCUGGUGAAGGAUUGCGAGAUUACGGCUCGUUUUCAUAUAAUCGCUAUGACGACAAAGAGGCGGAGGAAGCUCAUCACAGGGCAGAUGCAGCGCCAUCUUUGUAUGUUGGGAUGCACUUCCCAGGAGAAGGACGUCGACACCAUAAGAAACAUAAAAAGAGAAGUUCAAAAAAAGAUCUAGCUGAAGAAGAUGGUGCUCCGAGAGAAUCUUUUAAACCACCUUCUACACCCCCUUCAGAGCGCGUCCAGUUUUUGAUUGGCCAGGAUGCUGCCAAUGACGAGGCUCACGAGGCGCAUGACCUGUUCUGUGAGAUGGAGGAGCUACAUAUAUAUGAUGACCAGGAAAUGGAAUGGAAGGAAACUGCCAGAUGGGUAAAGUUUGAAGAGGAUGUAGAAGAAGGUGGAGAUAGGUGGUCCAAGCCCUUUGUGGCAACACUAUACCUCCAUGCCCUCUUUGAAUUGCGCAAGGGCCUAAUGAGUGGCACCUGUUUACUUGAUAUGGAGGCCAGUGAUUUGGCAACAAUUGCAGAUCUUGUAAUAGAGAAUAUGGUUGCCAGUAAACAGCUGGACCCAGGUCAGUCUGAUAAUGUCCGUGACGCUCUCCUGUCUCGUCAUCGCCAUCAAUAUCAAAAGUCUCACGCGUCUGAGAAAAAAGGGAGCAGCAAAGGUCUACCCAUCAUUCGCUCACUAGCAGAUAUUGGCAAAAAACACUCCGAACCAAAAAAUUUAGGAGGAAAUGAUUUAAAACACAACCAGACUGCUCCACAGUUAAAGGGCAGCGCUAGUAGUGGCCAUUUACCUAAAACUGAAAGUGCGGCUGAAUUGUCAAAAACAGAAAGUGGGUCAGAGCUAACUGAUAGGGACUCAUCCCAUAAGGUGUCCUUCCAAGUGGAAAAUGAUAGUAGAAAGUCAAGUUUGAGAAAUAGCUUUAGCGACACGCAUAUAAACCAGAUCAGUGAUGGUAAAAUUGGUAAUGACAAAACUAACGGCAAACGGAAAGAUAAGACAAAACACAGACAUUCGAAAACUGAUCAUGACAUCAGAGAGGCCAUUGAAGUCCUACAUGGAGUAAGCAAAGGGCUGGCCAUACCAACAACAAUGCAAAACUCUCAUUCCAAAACCCAUUUGAACCAACAUUUUAUGAAGAAAAUUCCUGUUGGAGCAGAGGCGUCAAAUAUUCUAGUGGGUGAAGUAGAGUUCCUUCAACAGCCUAUAAUUGCCUUUGUUCGUUUGAACACUUCAGCACAUCUUGGUGACCUAACUGAGGUUCCCGUUCCUACUAGAUUUUUAUUCAUACUGCUGGGCCCACAAGGCAACCAGAAAAAGUACCAUGAGAUUGGGAGAUCAAUUGCCACUCUUAUGUCAGAUGAGGUCUUCCAUCAUGUUGCUUACAAAGCCAGAAACCGUCAGCAUCUUGUGGCGGGAAUUGAUGAGUUUCUCGACUCCGUGACAGUGCUGCCACCUGGCGAAUGGGACCCUUCAAUACGAAUCGAGCCACCUAAAUCUGUUCCAUCUCAAGAUUCCAGAAUGCAGGGACAAAGUAUGGCUAAUGGAAAAGCCAAUGGCAAAGAUGCUCCUGAUGGUGGGGGCGAGGGGGG